AUGCCGAAAGAAGGCGGACGGAAACUGAGAAAGAAGUCUCGACCGUCCGGAUCUCAGAAGCGGCGUGCGCCGGUGGUGGACGCCAAGGGCCAGUUGGAAAAGUGGGCUCGUUUGGAGGAGACUUUGCGGAAGAAGAAGAAGCAGGGCAGGAAUCUAGAUUUGCACCCGACGGAAGCUCUUCGAAAAGCGAGGAAGGCUUCGAAGCACAAAGGCCGGAACAGGGCCAUUCUCGACGACUGGGAGAGUUCUACCGUGGCAGUAAGCAGUAAGCCAUCCGCUCCGAAAGAAAAAAGAUUAACAAUCAAAGAGCUCGCCCGGCGCGCUCUCCAAGAAGCACAAGACUAA
Molecule: messenger RNA, 345 nt
Organism: Gregarina niphandrodes
Lineage: Eukaryota; Apicomplexa; Conoidasida; Eugregarinorida; Gregarinidae
Exons: 1
Coding region: 1-345 (114 amino acids)
Source: RefSeq, a predicted model, not a curated record